This is a messenger RNA of Phytomonas sp. EM1, 420 nucleotides long. The record is from the annotation of a GenBank genome assembly. NCBI's taxonomy places the organism in Eukaryota, Euglenozoa, Kinetoplastea, Trypanosomatida, Trypanosomatidae.
AUGGGCGCAUGGUGCGCAUCUGAAUGUUGCCUGAGCAAUCCACCUCUCUUUCCCUCCACUCGCUUGUGUUGUGUUGUGUGCCGCAAUAGCAGCGCACUCACGUUACCAACUAAGCACACAUCCACAUCGACACACACCCACAUACACAUCCACAUACACGCAUCCACACCCACAACCGCAUCCACACACCAGCAGCUAGACGCUUUGUUCACGUUUGCCGGCGCUGCAAGCACACCGGAUGUCCAAACCGCACACAGGCCUGUGGAUGGCCGCGCUGAUAUCGGCUGUUGUCUGUUUAUUUCCUGGCGUUUAUUAAGAAAGUGCUUGUGUGGGACUAUAUAUUCCCUCGAUUUGUUUGAUUUUAAAUUUAGAGGUUAUUUACCUUUUUGGCGAAAUAUUUUUAUUUAUUAUUCUUUAUAA